AUGACUGAUUAUAGAUUUAUAUAUUUUGUAGGUAACGUCUGGACCGAGAAACCUUCUAUUUUCCAGAAUGGACUCGAAGAAUUACUGAAGCAAAGCCCUGAUGGUUGUUUCGUUUUGAACAAUAAACAUAAAUUAGACAACAACUGUCGUCAGAAGUUAGUCAAACUCAUAAUUGACUACCUGUUUCAAGAUCAGUACAAACAUAGAUUUCCUGGUAUUUUACUUGAAGCUGCUGAGGAAAUUGUCAGAUUGUUUCCUGCUGAGAGAACUACAUCUUAUUUCAUUCCAUAUUCUCAGCAACCCAAAGGUCCUAAUCAACGGAAAUCUCCUGCUAGAGGGAAGCUUUAUUCCAGAUAUGCUAACAUAAAAAGAGCCUUAACUCUGUCUAUGGCUGGAACUGAACAGGGCAAAGUGUCUUUACCGCAAUCACACAUUAUCAGCGAGAAAGAGAAAGCAAGCUAUAUUGCCGUUCAGCAAUCUGGUAAUUCUUACGACGAUACUCUGAUGAACUGGAAACUAUCAUUCAGAGUUAGACAAUCUAAGCUGAAGACAUUUGAAACGCCGCUUGCUUACUUCAAUGCAUUUCCGGCUUUGAGACAGCCUUUUGGCUACCAUCUGCUCACGAAUGAUUUCGGAAUGAAAUAUCCUCACGCUAAAGAUAUAUCUUUGCAUAAAAUUUGGCCAAGAAUCGGUUCAAUAAUCAUCGAUCUCCUGAAGAAGAGACAGAGUCAACUACCUGAUUUGGCAUGUUUGCCACUAGAUAUGCACGUACAGUCAGUGAAACUAUUCCCGUAUCUAUUCACCCCUGCUCAGGUGCGGCUCAAUUCAAUGAAAAGGAUGGUCAGGAUGUCGAAAUCUGAUAUGUGCGAUAGAUUCCUUCUUCAAGUCACGGACUUCAGUCUACUGGACAUAAAAAUAGCAGAAAGAAAGGAACAGCUGAAGGAAACUUCAACAACCAUCCAACCAUUCAUGGUAGCAGUAGGUCCACUCACAAGAAUCGAGGCAUAUUUCGUGGUACUUGAUUACCAAAAAUACUUGGUGAACGAUUGCAUUUCAGCUAUGGAUGCAGCCUUCAAGAUUUUCCAUGCACUCGAUCUACCAUAUCCGAUUGAGACCAAAAAUAUGUGGCAAACCAUUGAUCAUUUAGUUUACAAGGUUUCGAAUUUUCUGGAUCCGAGUGCUAGUUUCUACACCGAAUUCAAACCUUUCCCGAAACUGCGCAAGACUCGUUCCCUUGGAUCUGAGACACUUUCUGCCAGAGCUAGAUCCUCCAUUCGCAGCAGAACAUUCAUCACCAGCGGCCAGAGAGCGAUUCUGAGACAAAUUUACAUCGAGAACCCGUUUCCCGAUGUGGAAACCAAAGCUCAGCUGGUGCGAGACCUGGGCCUUCCAUAUAAGGUCAUCACAACUUGGUUCCAGAACACGAGGCACCGAGAUAUUCUGGAUAAAUAA
Molecule: messenger RNA, 1452 nt
Organism: Phaedon cochleariae (mustard beetle)
Lineage: Eukaryota; Metazoa; Arthropoda; Insecta; Coleoptera; Chrysomelidae
Source: the annotation of a GenBank genome assembly